AUGGCGCCGGCGCGCGACGCGGCGACGGCGUCGACGAGCGCGGCCGACGGCGCGUUCGUCGCGUUUCUGUGCGCGCUCGCGCCGCGCGAGCUGGACGCGCUGUACGCGUCGUCGCCGUGGAGCGCGCUCGCGGUGCUGCGCGCGUGCGAUUCGAUCGCGAAACAAAUCAUCCUGCGCCUGGCGUACGUCGACGACGGCGCGGACGCGCGCGAGUGCGCGAAGUGGUGCGGCGACGGCGCGAGCGAUGCGCGCGCGCUGGAGCGCGCGAUGGCGCGGUUGGCGCGGUUGAGGGUGACGACGGCGCUGGGCGAGGGCGAAGACGCGCGCGUCGUCGCGAACGAGGCGUUCGCGAAUAAUCUGCGACGCGCGCUCGAGCGAGGAUUCGUGAAUUUGGACGAUGGCGACGGGGCAGACGCGCGGGAGGACGCGGGCGUGGCGGCCAAGGUGCCGGAUCGAGCGACGCUGAACGCGUACGCGAAGGCGAAGUGGGAAGACUUGCUGCUCACGCUCACGGGGGCGUCGAACGCGUUCUCGAGGCCGGGGGCCAAGGUGAAGGGACGAUUGGACGCGCAGGCGCUGUUUCGAGCCGCGGGGCUGACGACGGCGACGACGGCGGCGCUGAAGAAGGGCGGACAGAAGCGGUUGAAGAACGCGGGCGUCACCGCGGAGGGAUUCGCGUUUUUGUUGCAGACGGCGCAAGAGCAAAUAUGGGUGCUGUUGACGCAGUACAUACGCGAUUCGCAGAAGACGUCGGCGACGAGCGCGAUCAGUUUCUUGCUCAGGCUGACGUUUCAGGAACCGGGGCGCGCGUACGCGAUGACGGGGGUGCUGAGCGACACGGAGCAAGACGUCGUGCUCGAUUUGACGCAUCUCGGGUUGCUGUACACGUUUGAGGUGAAGAAAAAGUUCUACUACGUCCCCACGCUCCUCGCCAGUGGCUUGUCCGGCGGAUUCACCGGGGAUGACGGCGAUACCAAGGCGGCGGCGGCGGCGGCGGAAGGACACAUCAUAGUCGAGACGAAUUAUCGCGUGUACGCGUACACGUCCAGCGCCGUGGAGAUGGAGAUUUUGCGGCUGUUCACGCGCGCGGAUUAUCGCUUGCCCAACUUGUACGUCGGUAUGUUGACGCGCGAGAGCGUGCAAAACGCACUUCGCGCGGGUGUGGACGCAGAACAGAUCGUGGGGUACAUUCGCGCGCACGCGCACAAGCAAGUUCGCCGAAAAAAGCCGAGUGUACCGAGCACGGUGUGCGACCAAAUUCGUCUUUGGGCGCGCGACAUGGAACGCAUGGAAGCAGAGGAAUGCGUGCUGUACUGCGAUUUCCCGCAGGCCGGUACUUUUUACGGCGCCGUCGUGAGCGAGGCGGAAAAACGAGGCGCGCUGUUGUGGCGAGACGACGCGUCGAGGCGGUUGACUGUCCGCGCGUCGGCGCACGACGAGAUGAAAGCCGUCGUCGGCGCGCUGAAGCAAAAGUUAGACGCGGUGUAA
Ostreococcus lucimarinus CCE9901 is the source of this 1488-nucleotide messenger RNA. RefSeq lists its product with no specific name. NCBI's taxonomy places the organism in Eukaryota, Viridiplantae, Chlorophyta, Mamiellophyceae, Mamiellales, Bathycoccaceae. The record is from RefSeq and is a predicted model, not a curated record. The coding region runs from base 1 to 1488 and encodes 495 amino acids. Gene Ontology annotation, molecular function: double-stranded DNA binding; ATPase activator activity. Gene Ontology annotation, cellular component: transcription factor TFIIH holo complex; transcription factor TFIIH core complex. The transcript has a single exon. Gene Ontology annotation, biological process: nucleotide-excision repair.